UGUAUAGGUUUUUGACCGGUGUUAGCUUCUCGUAGUCAAUGUUUGGCAGGUUGUUUUGACUACCGCAAUGAGCACACUUAAGACACAAGGCCUAGUCAACCGAAACGAGAUGACUUACAGCUACACACUUAGAUAAUUUUGAUCUUUUUAGAUCUACUCCUUUAAAGGCAAUUAAUUCUUGUUUAGUAGAUCUAUUCUGGUCUAGAAUCCAAUUAGUAUUACUGUUACAAGCAUCAGUGCUAUGGGCAGAGAGUUCAAAUCAGAGAAUGGUUCUCCUGCUUCAAAACAAAAUGUUACAUAUGAGACAGUUACCGAGCACAAUAAAAGAGAUGAUCAGUGGAUAGUGAUCAAUAACAAAGUUUACGAUGUGACAAAGUUUGCAAAGAAACAUCCAGGAGGUGCUAAGAUUCUGAACCACUAUGCAGGAGAGGAUGCUACAGAUGCUUGGGUAGCUUUUCAUAAUGACAAAGAGAAAGUUACCAAGUACUUGAAUGCACUCUACAUUGGGGAUGUUAUAGAUCCUCCAUUGACAAGUUUAAAGGAAGAUUUCCGAAGCUUAAGAAAGCUGGUAGAAGAUAAUGGAUGGUUAAAGCCAGAGCCUUUGUUCUUUAUAUGCCACUUCUUGCAUGUUGUCCUCUUUGAGGCUGCAGCUGUUUGCUUGUUGUGGUACUUUGGCACUAGCUGGCCAAUGGUGCUGUUAGCAGUGCUUUUCAUGACAAUCUCACAGGCUCAAGCUGGCUGGACACAGCAUGACUAUGGUCAUCACAGUGUAUUCCCAGACAUGAAGAGGUCACAUAUCUUUCAUCAUCUGACAGUUGGCUUUAUGAAGGGUGCCUCGUCCCAUUGGUGGAACUUUCGCCACUUUCAGCAUCAUGCCAAGCCUAACAUCAUAAGAAAAGAUCCUGACAUUGAGGUUGCCUAUCUAUUUCUAAUAGGAGAUAAGCUCCCCGUAGAGUUUGGCAAGAAGAAAAAAGGAUUCAUGCCUUAUCAAUGGCAGCAUAGAUAUUUCUUUCUGGUGGGACCUCCAUUGCUACUUCCCCUGUACUUCCAUUUUGAAAUUCUGUAUUUCUGUAUCAAAAGAAGAGACUGGCUGGAUUUGGCAUUGUCCAUUGGAUUCUUCCUUCGCUUCUUCUAUUUGUUUACACCAUUCUUUGGAGGCUGGGGAACAUUUGCUUUCUACAUGGGCAUUAGGUUUGUGGAGAGCCACUGGUUUACUUGGGUGACACAGAUGAGCCACCUGCCCAAUGUUGUGGACAGAGACAGCAAGGACAUGGACUGGUUCAGCCUGCAGCUACGGUCAUCCUGCAAUGUCCACCAAAGCUGGUUCAACGACUGGUUCACAGGCCACCUCAACUACCAGAUAGAGCACCACUUAUUCCCUACAAUGCCUAGAUGUAAUUUCCACAAAGUGGCACCACUUGUUCAGUCCUUAUGCAAAAAACAUGGCAUCGAGUAUCGCAACAAAACACUUUUUACAGCGUGUGCAGAUAUAGUGAGUAUGCUUAAAAAGUCUGGCCAACUGUGGUACGAUGCCUACAAUGAAUAGCAGCAGUUAUUGAUCAGCUCAGUCAUUUGUUCCCAAGUGUUAUCACCUCUACAAACCCUGCUUCAUUUAUUAACAGUAUUGAUACCACUAGCCUUUAGGGGUAGAAUGUACAUUGUUUUUUGUUUUUGCUUUGCACGGGUAGAACAGUAGCUAAUCAAAAAGUACUUAAUGUGAUGGUUUUGUUUUUUUGGUCUCUGAGUACACUCAAUCCUAAAUAUAGUGUAUGUGUUAAAAGAUUUGCAACUAAGAAAGGACACAUUUCACAUCUUAAAUACUCUGACAGAAAUCUUAAGAUUUAGUGGCACAGAGAAAAUGUCAGUCAAGCUCUUGGGUAUUACAUGACUUAAAAAAUGUAUUUCCUAGUUGGCAUUCGAUUUAACUGACAAGUUUUAUGCUAUUUGAAAUGUAUUUCCUGUAUGGCAUUGCAGAUUUCACUUUAAUCUACUUUCUAGUUGGCUUCAAAGCUUCAGACACCAAAACGCUCAGCUCAAUUUACAGGCAGGGAUUAAAUUACUCAUUUUGUUUUUACAAAUGUUUUAUGACAGUCAUUGUCAAAUGAGACGAAUGUGUGGCAUAGUGAAUUUUUUGUUAUAUGAUUUUUUUUUUUAAAUAUCUAAAUGGUCAUAGGUUAACAAUGUUAUUCGCCAAAAUAUCUAGCAUGGCAGUCCAGUUAAACCUAGUUUAAUCAAGCCUCACUGACCUGAUUCAAUUUUGUUACAAUACUCAGUCUUACUUAAAAUCAUUGUAACUUGUUUCUGCUGGAAUGAAAAGAAAGCUUCGAAGAUUUGAGAAUAGCUCACAAAUAGAGGAUUAACUGUAUUAAUUUAUUGUGAUACUAGUUUUACAAAUCAUGUUGAUGUUGUAAUUGAUUAUUUUUGUUAGAGAAAAAACACAUUUAUCAAGUCGUAUUUCAGACAAAGAAAUAAAUAUUUCAUCAGUAUUGAUAUACUUGGCAUGUACAGAGUCUACUUGUUUAUUUAUUUAUUUUGUACAUCUCCUUAUUAGCUUUGCCUUUUUAAAUUGAUUUUUAAAGAUGUAUCUUUAUUUAUUGUUAUAUAUAUAUACAUUGCUACUUAGCUCAUUACUUGUGUCAAUAAUUUUGUCUAAUCUUUUUUUCAAGUAUGGCAUGGCAGGCUUUUAGCACAUUUAUCACUGUGUGCUGUAUGUAAUAUUUGAUUCAGACAAUCACUAGCAAUACAUUUGUUUGCAUUAGAUAUGUAAGUGUUUACAAGUAGUAUUUGAUUGGAUAAAUCUCACAAGAUUGUUAUCUGUAAUUUCUUACACAAUCAGAUCUCAUAAUCGCUGAUUCUCAAUUUUGUGCAUGCUUCACCUUUGAGAACAUUUUGUUCCACAUUUUGAGAUAACUUUUGGAUGCACUAAUGGAAUUUUAGGCAACCUUGACCUUCUGAAGUUGGAAAGAGGGGAUUGUGGGAAAAGCUCAAUUUUUUUUAAAGAUUACAAAUAACUUUUAAACUCAUGGAUCAUUUGAUGUCAAAGUCUUUACAUUGUAUACAGGGUAUUCAUUUCAAUGUGUGUUUUGAUGUGAACUUAAUGCAUUUUGUGAACAAAAUCAAUCUUACAUGCACAAAUAUAAUUUUUUACUUAAUUUUU
This is a messenger RNA of Biomphalaria glabrata, 3157 nucleotides long. Its product is annotated as acyl-CoA 6-desaturase-like. The transcript has 11 exons. Gene Ontology annotation, biological process: lipid metabolic process. Gene Ontology annotation, cellular component: membrane. Lineage: Eukaryota; Metazoa; Mollusca; Gastropoda; Planorbidae. The coding region runs from base 242 to 1546 and encodes 434 amino acids. Gene Ontology annotation, molecular function: oxidoreductase activity, acting on paired donors, with oxidation of a pair of donors resulting in the reduction of molecular oxygen to two molecules of water. The record is from RefSeq and is a predicted model, not a curated record.